This is a messenger RNA of Magnolia sinica, 1450 nucleotides long. RefSeq names its product glutamate receptor 2.7-like. The record is from RefSeq and is a predicted model, not a curated record. NCBI's taxonomy places the organism in Eukaryota, Viridiplantae, Streptophyta, Magnoliopsida, Magnoliales, Magnoliaceae. Gene Ontology annotation, molecular function: ligand-gated monoatomic ion channel activity; signaling receptor activity. Bases 39 to 1421 code for a protein of 460 amino acids. The transcript is spliced from 4 exons. Gene Ontology annotation, cellular component: plasma membrane.
AUAGAGCAAGGUGGCAGUCUCCCCCUCCCCUCUCAGUAAUGGCUUGGGCUCUUCCUCCUCUCCAUCUCCUCCUAUUGCUUGGUGCAUUGGGAUGGUGGGCCACACCAACUACCGGAAAAACUCUCAAAAUCGGCGUUCCAGCGAAUUAUUCAUAUCCCAAGUACGUGCUUGUAAAAUGCAACUGGACUUCGAACCAAACAUGUUUCAGUGGCCACGCUAUCGAUGUCUUCCGACUGGUCUGGAAGAAUCUACACAACAACAUAGACUACGUGUUCAUUCCUUUCCAUGGCCCCUACGACUCUUUGAUCAUGCAAGUUUAUCACGGGAAAUUCGAUGCAGUUGUAGGCGAUAUAUCGAUAGUGGCCAAACGAUGUGAGUACGUAGAAUUCUCCCGACCUUACACAGAAACAGGAGCGAGAAUGGUGGUGCUUGAGAAGCAAGAACAUGGAAAAGCUUGGAUCUUCGUAAAGCCCUUCACGAUGACAUUGUGGGCCUUAACAGGGUUCAUUUUCUUGUACAACGGCAUAAUCGUGUGGGUUAUAGAGACUGCUAACAAUGAAAAAGAGAGCUCCUUUUCAGAGAAAUUUGGAAACUUGAUCUGGCUUUCCUUCACCACCCUCUUCCCCAUUCACGGGGAAAGGCUGCGUAGCAAUCUAUCUCGAAUGGCUAUGGUGGUGUGGCUGUUCGUGGCACUGGUCUUGACUCAGAGCUACACGGCUAGCCUCACCUCGAUGCUGACUGUACGGCGACUUAGACCGAGUGUGGUGGAUGUCGAGUCGUUGUUAAAGAACAAAAGUAAGGUGGGGUGCGACGCUGGGUCGUUCAUGUCAAGGUACUUGGAAGACGUGGUGGAAUUUGAGGCCACGUGCGUUGAGACGUACGCGUUUGAUCAGUACGCACAGGCACUUUCAAUUGGAACAAUCAAGGCUGCCUUCCUUGAAAUCCCAUACAUUCAACUCUUCCUUGAUGAGAAUCCCAAGGGUUAUACUGUCACUGGGCCCACCUACGAAAUUGGAGGAUUUGCCUUUGUAUUCCCAAAAGGUUCAGAUAUCGUCGAGAAAGUCUCUGACGAGAUUCUAAGACUGCGGGAAAAUGGGACGUUGCGCAAGAUGGAGAGAUUACUGACUCACAAGCGUUCAACCAUGGAGCCCAGCAACGAUGAGAAUGAUGGCAGGUUGAGCCCGGAUGGCUUUUGGGGGCUCUUCUUUAUCACAGGCGGCAUGUCUACUUCAGCUCUCCUUCUAUUCCUUGUGGGCCGACUACGCGACAAUUGGCGGUACAAGUAUUUCCCUUGGAUCCAAUUGGUGGGCCAAAGAGUUUGGCUGAUCUUCAGACCUAACAAGAUCCACGACAAUGAUGAUCCUGGCCCAAACCACCACGUGCUGGUCUUGCGUGAUCUUAGAAGGUGGAACACUCUCUAGGCACUAGACCGUUUGCACUGAUUAUCAUU